AUGAAGCACUCAAGCGAAACUCAUGGUAACGAGGAUGUUCACGACGAAUUCUCAGCCGCACUCCAUCGAUUAAACACAACAUCUCCACGACAGGAUCAGAGGCCUCAAAAAAGGGUGAUCCCGAUCAGAAGGACGACCUCCGUUGACACUGGAAAUCAAGAGUCGCCGUUUCCUUUUUUACCUACUACCGACCAAGCGCUGCGGUCGGGCAGUGAUCCUACCAGUCCGGCUCCGUACCAGACGGAAAAUCCCGAUGAUGACUCUCCGUGGCUGAAGGAUGCGUUCGAGUUAGGAUGGCUCACAGAUGAUGCAAAACGAAAACGCCACAAACCACCACGUGAAGAGGGUAGAACUGUUUCUGAGCGUUUCCGCUUGGCUCAUGACUAUGAUCCUCAACGUGACUACAAUAGUGUGUGCGACUGCACCAACUGCAGGAAUGAGAGAAAGAACCGAUCAGAACAGAACCUCUGCGACUGUUAUGAGUGCAUUAUGGCUCUUCGUAAUGGCGUUGUUUUGCCAACAUGUGAAGAACGCGAAAAAAAAGCGCAAACACCUCCUGCUCCCGGAGAAACAGACGUGGAAGCACCCAAAGAAGAGCCCAGAGAAGCGCCAAGAGAACGCGCCAAGGGUAGCUUCCCAUGGGUGAAACGCCUCGUGAAAACGCAACAACCAGAUAAAGCCAAUCAACCACCAAAGAAGAAGGAAUCCAAAGAAAAGCCCAAGGAAGCUCCACCGAAGAAGGGAUCCUAUUUCAAUAACUUACUCAAGAAAACAGGAAAGCCAGACCAAAAACAGUCGACAAGCUCGCAAAGUGGUACAAACACGACUACUGCAAGCGCUGCUACUCCGAGUAAGAGUACUAACCAAACACCGAAAAGCGCUACACCGCUUACUUCUAGUAAGGCCACGCCAAAUAGCAGAAUUCAGUCUGGGAAGGACCAGAAAGCGACCAAGACGUCAAACGCUAAGGCUGCAAAGCCACCUCCAGCUCCAGCAAAGAAGUGA
Haemonchus placei is the source of this 1005-nucleotide messenger RNA. The record is from the annotation of a GenBank genome assembly. Lineage: Eukaryota; Metazoa; Nematoda; Chromadorea; Rhabditida; Trichostrongylidae.